AUGGUCAUCUUGAGCUACUUGAACGCCAUCCAAUUCAGCCUGUAUUUCAGCUCCAUGUGGCCCUAUUUGCAGAUUGUAAGUGGAGUUUUUCGGGUUUCGGAAAUGAUUUGUUCUCGGUCAAUAAGCGAAAAAAUAUUUGUUUUUCACAGUGCGGUUUUGUAGUUGAAAAAAGCCUAGGAUUUUGCACUGUGCAAUUUUAUAGUUUAAAAAAGCCUAUAUUUUCGCACUGUGCAAUUUUGUAGUUGAAAAAAGCCUAGGAUUUUGCACUGUGCAAUUUUAUAGUUUAAAAAAGCCUAUAUUUUCGCACUGUGCAAUUUUGUAGUUGAAAAAAGCCUAGGAUUUUGCACUGUGCAAUUUCGUAGUUGAAAAAAGCCUAGAAUUUUGCACAGUGCAAAACUUUAGUUCGGAAAAGCCCACAUUUCUUCACUGUGCACAUUUUUAGGUGAAAGAAAAGCCUAAAUUUUUGCACAGUGCAGUGUGAUUGUGGGCAUUUGGAACUUUUCGGAAAUCGGGCAACUUAGAAUUUUGCAGCUGCCAAUGGAAAAAACGCAAACUGAAAUUCUUCAAGCAUUUUUUGCACAGUGCAAUUUCAUAGUUGAAAAAAAGCCUACGCUUUUGCACUGUGCAAUUUUAUAGUUGAAAAAAGCCUAGAUUUUUGCACAGUGCAAUCAUCUAGUUGAAAAAAGUCGACAUUUUUGCACUGUGCGGUGUGGUCGAGAGCACCUUUUUUUAAGUUUACACUGUGUAGGUUCUAAAUAAACCCAAAUUUUCGUACAGUGCAAAAAACUAGAAUGAAUUUAACCUAAAUUUUUUCACAGUGCAAAAUCUUAGUUUCAAAAAGCCUAUACUUUUGCACUGUGCAAUCUUCUAGUUAUAAAAAGCCUAUGCUUUUGCACAGUGCCGUUUUAUAGCUAUAAAAAGCCUAAAUUUUUGCACAGUGCAAUAAUCUAGUUGAAAAAAGCCUAAAUUUUCGCACUGUGCAAAAUCUUACUUUCAAAAAGCCUAUACUUUUGCACUGUGCGGAUUUUUUUUUGAAUUUUUUCUUGCACUGUGCAAUUUUUCGAAAGUUUUGCUCUAAAAUACGUCUUUUCCUUACCCAAAAAAUAUGAUUUCAGUUAGAUCCCACGUCCACGGAGCGUUUCUACGGUAACGUAAUUGCGGUCUAUUCGUUUGGUCAAAUCCUUGGCGCUCCUUUGAUUGGAUUCUGGAGCAAUAAACAGAAGAAUGUAAAGUAUCCGAUCAUCGCGUGUCUCGCCCUCAGCAUCCUCGGGAAUAUCAUGUAUUUCACGGCGCAGGUGUUUGAGAGCCAUCCGGCGAGGAGAUACAUAGUCUUUUCUUCCCGAGCCAUUGUCGGAUUUUCGGCUGGUAAGCGGACGCUUAUUUCGCUUUGUCAAUUCCAAUCUUUUUUACGCACUUUUCAGGGGUUUUCAGUCUGCUGCGCAGCUACGGAGUGAUGGCCAGCAAAGCGGACGACCGCUCCAGGACCAUCGCCUUCAUCACUGGCGGCUUUGCGUUGGGAAUGACGACUGGACCAGCGGUUCAACUCCUCUUCACCCCGAUGGGUUAUCCGGGCUGGAAUCUCGUCGGAGGCAUGCUGAUUAACAUGUACACAGCCCCAUCAUUCAUCGCGAUGGUUGUGAAUUUUGCCGGAAUUUUCGUUGUUUUCUUCAUGUUCGAAGAAAAAUACGCCGGAAUCGCGAAGAGGGUCCAGGUCAAUGUGAGAUUUUGUUGUGCUAAAUGGUUGAGCCUGAACUCUCCCCCUUUUUUGAACACUCCCGAAUUUUGAAAAAUGAAAAAUGAGGUGUGACAUCUUAUACGAUGAAAACUUUUUUAAAAUUGAAAAAAUGAGGUGUGACAUGUUAUACGAUGAAAAGUUUUUUUUCAAAUUGAAAAAAUGAGGUGUGACAUGUUAUACGAUGAAAAGUUUUAUUUCAAAUUGAAAAAAUUAGGUGUGACAUCUUAUACAAUGCAAUUUUUUUUCAAAUUAAGAUGUCACACCCAAUUUUUCUCAAUUUGAAAAAAAAUUCCAUCGUAUAACAUGUCACGCCUCAUUUUUUCAAUUUUCAAAAUGAGGGGGAGUGAACAUUUUUUCCCGAAUUUUGUCACGAAAAUUUUUAUGCCAAUUUCUAUCGUAUUCUCUAAGACAUAUGCGAGAUUUUUAGUCCGCGCUUCGAAAAAACGACCGAGAUUUUUAGCUCAAAAGUUUGUGAAAAAUGUGAAAUUUUUUUUUGCGAAUUUCCCCCCUGAAAAGUUGCACGGUUAUUUCUACAAUUUAAGAGGGUAAUGUUUCCACAAAAAAUCAAUUUUUCCGUACAAAACUGGCAAAGAUAUGGCCAAAAAGCCGAUUUUUCUCUGACCGCUCUCCGCAUUUCGCGUGCUCUCUCGGCCACGAUUUUUUUUUUGUUAUUUGAAUAACUCGGCUGUCUUUACAGAUCUCGAGCUAAAAUUUGAAGGGAUUGAUAAAUGAUCUAUGAUCAGAAUAUGUGUAAAAUUUAAAAAAAAAUUCAAAAAAAAAAAUAAUAAAAAAUUCCAGGAAAAUGGCGAGCUGGAGAAGGUGAAGCUCCCUCCAUACGACAAGCUGGCCGUCUUUAUUUGCUGUUUCAUCCGCUUCACUCAAAUGUUCACCUACACAAACUUGGAGACGUUGGGCAGUCCCAUGGCUAUGACGAUUUUCGCGUUGACGAAAAAGGAGGCUGUCACGGUUGUCGCCACUUCCCAUGCAGUUUUGAGUACGCUAGCGUUCCUGAUAUACGGCUCGUUUGUGGUGUUCAAGAUGGAUAAACGGUGAGCGACGGCUACGCAAGAUUAUCGCAAUUUUUUUGGUCCCACCACGAAAACCCUGAAGAUCAGGGAACCUGUCAGAAUCUUGAAAAUGUACAUUGUAGGGUAUUUGACUAAUAAUUACAUCGACAAUUUUAUUCUAUUUUCAAAAUUAGCGCUAUUAUCCCAAUUUUUUGGGUCCCACCACGAAAACCCUGAAGAUCAGGGGAAACCGUCAAAAUUUAGAAUCAGAAGGAAAGAAACGUAUUUUACUAAUUACUACAUCGAUGAUUUUGUUUUAUUUUCAAAAUUACGCGAUAUUAACGGAUUUUUUGGGUCCCACCACGAAAACCCUGAAGAUCAGGGAAGCUCAUCAAAUCCCUCCCAAAUGCCCUCAAAUCCUUCUAAAAGCUUACUGUAACCUUGUUCAACCUCAUUUUACAGUGUCAACUACCGAAAAUGCUGCAUACUCGGCCUAUGUAUCCUCUUGCUCUUCCACAUUGUCACAUAUUCCUACCCAUUUCUACCGGGCCACCUCUCCACCUACAACAACCUCGACCUCUUCAACUCCACCACAGAGCCGGUGGGCUGUAACAGCGACCGAUUCGACUGGUGCGACACCGUGAAACCGAUGAAUAUUUACUUGUUUUACAUUGCGUACUCACUGUGCAUUGGGAUCGCGUUUCCCACGAUAAAUCUCUCAAUGAACACAAUGUUUACGCAGAUUAUCGGGCCGAGGCGACAAGCGACGUUGCAGGGGAUUCAGCAGAUGUUCGGGAGCAUGGCGAGGCUGACUGGGCCGUUGAUUAUCAGGUGGGAAAACAUAUUUUCUCAAAAAAUUGAUGUUUCAGAGGGUUCUUUAGGUAGGGAAGUGCUAGAAGUUUUGUGGACAGACAUGGCUAGAGGGCCGGGUUUCUGGCAUUUCCGGGUCUCCGGCCGUCGAAGCCGGCCCGGCGCAGUGCAGGUUGACGCCAAGUCAACAACCCGAAAGAGUGAGGUCUCCUCUAAGUCUUAGGCAAACUUGUAUUGCUAACUCAAUGACGAAAAAACGAAAUAAGUGGACUUGCAUUAUCUAUGGUCAUUAAAAACUAGCUCCGCGAAUUGGAUGAAUUCUGUAUGUUUCCCUGAAACAAAAUCAACAUUUUUGGCAUAAAAUGAAAGAAGAACACCUCCUCUUGCUAAUAAUAACUUACUUGACCACUUUUCAGUCCAUCUUCAUGGAGAAACAGGCUGGACAAUAUGUCAAGAAAACAAAAAUAAUUAUUUUCAGGAGAGAGAACCUUGACACAUCAGGGAAAGACUUGGCGUCAACCUGCAGUGCGGUGCUUCUCAGAUUUUCGAAGCCAGGCCCGGCGGCGUGGACCUAUGGUCCAGCCCGGCCUAGACAUGGCUCUGAAGCUUGACUUUGCCUUUUACUUUUAUUGGAAAUCCCAAUUUUCGCUUUGCGGCUGACAAUUGUAAGGGCCGAUUAGAGGCCGGGGGCCAAUAUGCUAUCUGAAAGUUUGCUGAGGGUUUGCUGAAAAUUGUUGUGUCCCGAAACAAAAAUGGUAGGGCGCAGCGCGGAAAACAACGUUUCGCAGCUCGCCGGAGCUAAGUUUCAGCUUGUUUUCGAGCUGUGCCCGCGGAAGUUCUCCGAGCUGCGCCCUAUGAUUUUCAGCAAACUUUCAGAUAGCGCAUUGGCCCCGGCGCAGGGCCCCCUUGGAGUGCCGGAAAAGGACGGCGCAAUUUUUCAAACUCGCUCGGUCCAGUCUAGCCCAACUUUGAAGGUUAAGCAAUUUUUAGAACGACUUUGAAUGCAAUUUUCCCGCCAUUUUGGCAAUAUUUUGGCAUUGUGUUUUUUGGUACUUUUCAGGGUCUUUUAUCAUUGACUGAAACAUUUCGAACAACAAACAGUGAAAACGGCUAUUUUUUUGAGCUUGUGCGCUAGUGACAAGCGUGGGAAAAGGUUCAGAAUGCAAAGUGCGGAAGUGAGAAAACGUCCAUGCACUUUAUGAAAAUAAUAAUAGCAAAACUUGUUGAUUUCAGCAACAUCUACCAAGCCUUUGGUCCGACCAUUUCGUGGGACAUUGAAAUUCUCGUCCUUCUCGGCACGAUCGCCGUACCUCUCAUUUUCCGACGUCGACUGGUACCUUUGAAAGUUUGA
Bursaphelenchus xylophilus (pine wood nematode) is the source of this 4903-nucleotide messenger RNA. The record is from the annotation of a GenBank genome assembly. NCBI's taxonomy places the organism in Eukaryota, Metazoa, Nematoda, Chromadorea, Rhabditida, Aphelenchoididae.